CGUGGAAGAACCAACAAAACUCAAACGAAUGCUUUCUCUCUCUCUCACACGCCUAUAAACACCGCCGCGUCUCUUUCCUCUCCCCACUUCCUGUUUUAAAGUUUUGUUACGGGACGAAGUGGUUGUGGAUCGGGUCGGAUCGGCGCAGAUCGAACAAAAUCAAAUGGAAUCGUAUAGUACAUGGAAAGAGAUGUUGGAUGGGUGCGUAGAGGAGAGGAAAAAAACACUGGCGAGGAGGAUUCAAUUGGAGUUGGAGGAGAUGCAAUCCAAUCCCUCCGACGAUUUCAAGUGCCUCGCGCUCGAGUCGAACCCACGGGACUUGCAAUUUGCAAUCAGAGGCCCUAAUGGAACUGAAUUCGCGGGUGGGAUUUAUCAUGGCCAGAUCACGAUUCCGGAGGAAUACCCAAACAAGGGUCCUAUAUUGACGUUGUUGACGGAAAAUGGUCGCUUCAAAACGCAAACCGAGAUCGAUUAUUUCAGAGAUUUUUUUUGGGUGCCAAGCAAACACAAAAGAGUGCGAGAUGCUUUACUUAGACUUAUUGAGUUAUUGCCCACCUACCCAGAUGGUGCGUUGGGUUCAGUAGAAUACGAUAAGGAAGAAAGGCGUGUCCUGGCUAUCAAAUCUCGUUUAGCAGCCCCAAUAUAUGGCACUGAUGAACGUCAGAAGUUAAUUAAUGAGAUUCAUAAAUAUAUGCUAAGCAAGACACCCCCAGUUCCUUCAAACGAGGGAGGGGAUAUCCGGGUGAGUUUCCAAAAUGAUCGAGACAGAAGAAAGCAGGGCAUAGUUACCAUAAAAGGAAAAAGAAAGCAGGGCAUCAAUUUAUUUGUUGGGAAUACAAUUAAUGCCGACGAGUGCAAGCGGGUGGGAUUUUUCGAUUUUGAGAAGAGGCACAGCUGCCUCUGGUCAUGGUUUUUUUAGGGAUAACGAUAUUUUAGCACAUUUUCAUCCAUUUAUCAUCAAUAUAUCGAAAAUUUCCUUGAUAAUUCCGGUCCCAAUAUUUUCGUUCAAGUGGAAUAAUUUAGUCGUGCGCACAGUUCUCAGAUCAAACUCACCAAGAUGCUAAUAAAUAGGGAAACUUAUUAAUUUCAGUUGUUGUAAACGCAGCAACAAGGGCAUUUGCUCCAUUAAACACUAAAACAGACAGAAGAGGAGAAAUUACCCGAGGCAAAAGGACGCAGGCAGCAAAAUUGAGCAAGUUUUAACUUGGCGUUCUCCUCAAGUGGCUGUCAGAUACAAACAGAAAGAAGAUACUGGAGACUUCUGCACCCACAUUCAACUAAAAAAAAAGAGAUCUAGAGAGGAAGGCGG
Messenger RNA from Prunus mume (Japanese apricot), 1309 nucleotides. NCBI's taxonomy places the organism in Eukaryota, Viridiplantae, Streptophyta, Magnoliopsida, Rosales, Rosaceae. The record is from RefSeq and is a predicted model, not a curated record.